Messenger RNA from Musa acuminata subsp. malaccensis (wild Malaysian banana), 1624 nucleotides. Its product is annotated as small GTPase LIP1. Gene Ontology annotation, molecular function: GTPase activity; GTP binding. Gene Ontology annotation, biological process: intracellular protein transport. The record is from RefSeq and is a predicted model, not a curated record. Gene Ontology annotation, cellular component: endomembrane system. NCBI's taxonomy places the organism in Eukaryota, Viridiplantae, Streptophyta, Magnoliopsida, Zingiberales, Musaceae.
AAAUAUCCGAUCUACCCAUUGAGGUCCAAAUCGGACCCAUUUCCAUCGAUUCCAGAAGCCCCCGAUUCGUCUCGACUCGCAUCUCGCCAAUUUGGGGGCACCUCGUUCCUGUUCGAUCGCGAACCGGAAACUUCCGCCGUCGAGAUUUAGGUCUCUCGUUGGUUUUUUGUCGGUGGAUCUUGGCAUGCUGCUCGAUUUGGGUGGGUGCUUGUGGAGUUUGGAUGAGAUGAAAUGAAACCCGUCGUUUCCGUCUUGAAUUUUAGGGCGCUUGAUCUCGAUCCUGGAUUUCUUCGAGGCGUUUCUUCUGGUCGAAGGAUUUGGUGGUGAUCACCAUGUUUUGGUGGGAGAGGGAGAAGGAGACUGGUAGUAGGGAGCAUAACGGUAGUCCUCCUUGUGGCCAGGUCCGCGUUCUCGUCGUCGGCGACGCAGGUGUUGGAAAGACAUCCCUAGUACACCUAAUCUUGAAGGGUUCUUCCAUUGCUCGACCUUCUCAAACAGUUGGCUGCACAGUGGGUGUGAAGCAUGUUUCUUAUGGAAGUGUUAGCAGCUCUUCGAAUAGCAUAAAAAGUGACACACACAGAGACUUUUUUGUUGAGCUUUGGGAUACCUCAGGACAUGAACGUUACAAGGAUUGUCGAUCUCUUUUCUAUUCACAAAUUAAUGGGGUUAUAUUUGUUCAUGACCUCUCUCAAAGAAGGACCAAGGCAAACUUGCACAAGUGGGCUGCUGAGAUUGCAGCAAAUGGUACAUUUUCAGCUCCUUUGGGAUCUGGUGGUCCUGGAGGCCUUCCUGUUCCUUAUUUAGUUAUCGGUAACAAAACUGAUAUUUCUGCCAAAGAGGGUACAAGGGUAAGCAGCGGCAAUCUUGUCGAUGUUGCUCGCCAGUGGGUUGAGAAACAAGGCCUGCUUCCUUCUAGUGAAGAACUUCCAUUGGCAGAGAGUUUUCCAGGCAGUUCAGGCCUCUUGGCAGCUGCCAAGGAAGCCAGAUUUGACAAGGAAGCUGUGAUUAAGUUUUUUCGUAUGUUGAUCAGGAGAAGAUAUUUCUCUGAUGAACUACCGGGUCCUAGUCCAUGGUCCAUAAGCCCACUCCAAAACUCGCUUCAUCUUACAAGUGAGAAUUCAAGUGAUGAAAAUCAACUUCACCGAAGAUUGAGCAGUUUAAGUGGUGAAGGUUACAAGUCCAGUGUGCUUCCACCACUUCCUGCUCAGCUAAACCUUGCACCACCACCUACACUCUAUCCUCAGCAGCCUAUGUCGGUGCCUGAGAGCUACAGCUUCCACAGAUUCUCAACCUCUGGGCUGUCUGAAAUGGGCAGCACAAAAUCAAGUAGAGCUGAUAUCAAUGUUUGAUUUCAACAUCUAAUGGUGCUUCUGAGAUUGAUGUUUUAAUGUGAUUCAUCCUGCUUGUAAAGCUUUCUCAUAUCGGUGACGACCCCCUUGGUCCCAUGUCGAAUUUGCCGCGGAUCUUGCCUGUGCUUCUUGUUGCAUGACUAUAUACUUGAUUGUUACAUCACAUGUACGCAAUUCUUUUUUACUUGCUAUGACUGUAUACCGAUCAUUUUUUAUAGAGGACAAGCACCGUUUUGUUUCUCUUCGUAUGAAAGGAAAUAUACACCGCUUAUAAA